UUUUUAGGUAGUACCGGGGAGGGGCUGACAGGUGGCAAGUGAAACAAACUCUAAGUACGCGCAGCUGUUUUCACUUGUUGAUUACCUAGUCAAAGCGCGACUGUAUACCUUAACGUAUAAACAAAUUAAUCCACUCUUUUUCGUGUCAUUCCUAGAUACCAAGUCUACAUCAGCCAAUGAAGCAGAUGGUAAACAUUCUUAUAAGUUAUGACCAUACCAUGUAUAUAAGGAAAUACGACGAUGGCGAAGGAUAAGAAAUCCAAAUCGGAGUCCAAGAAGGCAAAGCUCGCCGAAAAGAAGCAGAAGCAGGAAAAGAAGGCCCAGAAGAAGGAAAAGGUUAAGGCAUCCAAGGUCGAAGGAAGCGAUGCCGAGGAUGUCGAUCUAGAUGCGGUCCUUGCCGAAUAUAAGAAAGCUCAAGAGGAAUUUGUAAAGGUCACAGAGACUGUCUCUGAAUCGCCCCCUAAGCCACGGUCGUCCGCGACCUUCCUAGCUUCCCCUUCGAAUAGCAACCAGCUGUUAUUAUUUGGCGGAGAAACGUGGAACGGAGCCCUCGCGAGUUUCUUCAAUGACCUCAAUAUCUACUAUACAGAUAGAGAUGAAUGGCAUUGUGUUACAUCACCAAAUGCUCCCCUUCCCCGGUCUGGCCAUGCUUGGUGUAGAGGAGGAAACCAAAAAGACUCGGUUUUCUUAUUUGGAGGAGAGUUCAGCAGUCCCAAGCAAGGUACAUUUUAUCAUUACAACGACUUCUGGAGACUCGAGCCCAGUACCCGGGAAUGGACACGUAUAGAAAGCAAGGGCAAGACACCCCCAGCGAGGAGUGGCCAUCGUAUGACUUAUUAUAAGAAUUACAUUAUCCUUUUCGGCGGCUUCCAAGAUACUUCCAAUCAAACAAAGUAUCUAGGCGAUCUUUGGCUUUAUGACACUCAGAAUUUCAUCUGGCAUAAUCCCACACUUCCACCUGCGCAGCUCAAACCAGACCCCAGGUCGUCCUUCACCUUUCUCCCUCAUGAGCAAGGUGCCGUAUUGUUUGGAGGCUACUCUAGGGUGAAGGCAACUGUAUCGGCAAACAAGUCAGCAAAGGGUGCAUCGCAGGGGCAGAGAAACAUUUUUAAACCCUUAGUGCACGAGGAUUGCUUCUUCCUGCGAAUAACCCAGCCCCCUGCAGAUUCCCCGCCGAAUACGCCGCCAAAUGUAAGGUGGGAGAAGCGGAAAAAGCCAGCAAACGCGCCCACUCCGUCCCGUGCCGGAGCGACUAUGGCUUUUCACAAGGGACGUGGUAUUCUGUUCGGCGGCGUUCACGAUGUUGAACAGAGCGAGGAGGGUAUGGACAGCGAAUUCUUCAACCAACUCUACGCAUGGAACAUAGAAAGGAACAGAUUCUUUCCAUUGUCGCUACGCAAACCAAGGACCCAAAAGAAAGCCCCUGCAUCGGAGCAGAGGGCCAAUCGGCGUGGCAGAGCCCAAGCAAACGAAGAGGAACUACUGAAGCAGCUUGCAGCUUUACAAGCUGGGUCCUCUGUGGAGGAUGCUGACGAAAUGAAUAUCGAUUUAAAAACCGGACAGGAACCAGAAGAACCAGAAAAGCCAGUUCGAGAGAUGCCGGUAUCUGUGGAAUUCCCGCACCCGCGAUUUAAUGCCCAAUUAGCAGUACAGGAUGAUAUAUUGUACAUUUACGGUGGUACCUACGAGGCCAAAGAUCGCGAGUUCACAUUUGACGAUCUAUACGCUAUUGAUCUUGGCAAAAUGGAUGGCUGCAAGCAAAUUUUCAAGAGAGAAGACGAUAAUUGGGUCGGCUCCGACGAUGAGGAUGAAGACGAAGAAGACGAAGAGGAUGAUGAGGAAGACGAGGACGAGGAAGGCGAUGAUGAGAAGUUCGAUGAAGAACUUGUAACUCUCAAAUCCCCAAGUAAACGCAAGAAGAAGCAGCUGGACGAGGUGUCGAUAACCGAUACGGCAUCUACUGCAGGCUCUUCCACAUUUGACAAUGUGUCAGAAGCCGACACGGCGUCUACCGCAGGCUCUUCGGUAUUUGACGAUGUGUCAGAAGCCGAUACAGCUGCUACCAUGGUCGACGACGGACUACCACACCCACGACCUUUCGAGUCUAGAAGGGAUUUCUUCGUCCGGACUUCCAACGAGUGGCAAGAAAUACUCAUGAUGAGCUUGAGAUGGAAGGGUAUCCAACCCGAAACGCUUUCGAUCAAGGAGAUCAAGACCAAGGCGUUCGAGCUUAGCGAAGAGAAGUGGUGGGACUGCCGCGAGGAGAUUACUGCCCUCGAGGACGAGCAGGAAGCCGCCGGAAUUGGCGAAGUGGUGUCACUGGCUGAUAAAGGUGACUCAGGGGCUGGUGGUGCCGGACGAAGAAGAUGAUGCAUCUUUAUUCUGAAUUUAAGAGAAGGCUCCGUACAUACAUGUUGCUACAUAGGAAAUAUAUGGGCGAAAAGCGUUGAUGCUUGUAUUGUACAUACUUCUAAGCUGUCAGUAAAUAUCUGGGUUGAUAUAAGUGAGAAAUCCAUAGCGUUAAAUAUGAAUGAAAAAUGAACUGGCUUAAU
This is a messenger RNA of Daldinia caldariorum, 2552 nucleotides long. RefSeq names its product galactose oxidase. The transcript has 6 exons. The coding region runs from base 241 to 2370 and encodes 709 amino acids. NCBI's taxonomy places the organism in Eukaryota, Fungi, Ascomycota, Sordariomycetes, Xylariales, Hypoxylaceae. The record is from RefSeq and is a predicted model, not a curated record. Gene Ontology annotation, molecular function: protein binding.